AUGCAGCGGAGGCGACGGAGGCGAGCGGGUCUCGUCGCGAUGGUGACGCUGCUGUCUUCGCCUUCGCUCGCGCGCGAGUGGGUCGCGGGCCGCGACUGCCCCCCCGCGCGCUGCUCGCCGCUGUGCCUCGUGUCGCCCGACGACGGCGCGUGCUUGGCGCUGACCCAGACGGAGACCGCGGGCGAGUGGCGCGUGACGCUAGACAGCAACUACAGCUACUACAACUUCGGGGCUCGGGUGGAGCUGCCGCCAGACGUGCGGACACUCGCGCUGCAGGGAGACAAGACGCGCGUGCAGUUCGACGCCGCCAGCCUCUGGACGGGCGAGCGGCUGGCCGCGCUGCUAUUUAUUGGCCUGGACCUGACCAACGCCAGGCUGCCCAAGCUACCGGAGACGCUCACGCAGCUGCGCAUCGUGGAAUGCGCACUAAGCAGCAUCCCUGUGGCCUGGCUGCUGGCGCUACCCAAGCUCGAGACGCUCGUGCUGAUGAACAACACAUUACUGGAGGAGACGCGGACGCUGCCAGAGCUCAGCGCGCAGCAGUUCAAGUUGCUGAGCGCUCGGCUCACGGGCGGGUCUUUAGUUAUUAAGCAGGGAGAAGCGGAACAGGUUGAAGCGCGGACGACAGAGUGUACCGACGUAAGAGCAGGCAGCGUGCAGAGGUUGGGUGGAUGGCAGGUCUGCGUUGUCCCUGAUGAAGUUGCCGUCGCUCGGCGGCUACAGACUUCGGCAGACUCCGGGUCGGGUGAAAGUCGGACGCAAGGCAGCAACGAAACAAUGGGCAGCGGCUCACAGUCCUCAGCAGUUCACGACACAUCGACGCUCGUGAUGCUCAGCAUGGGCUUGCCGUUCGUCUACUUCUUGUAUAAGCUGGGGCUCUUCUUCUUCUUCAUGCUGACGUACAAGCGGUAUCGCAGCGGGAAUGGCGCGGUGCCUCGUGUGGUAGACAACACGAAGGACAUGGGCGUCGACACGACAAACGACAGUGAGAGGGACCGCCCCACGGCAAACGCUUCGAGCACUUCCCCGCCACCGACCCCGUCGCCUCGGGUACAUCGGAGGCAGGACAAGAAGCCCUUCAGCAGCAAUAACGCUGGGUUUUGGGUGGACGAGGAGCUGCAGCCGUGGCGGUUGGACUUCCAGCGCCUCACAAUGAUCAAGGGCCUCAAUCUGCUGCCGGCUGAGAAGCGCCAGACGCUUCGUAAACAAAGUGUGUCAAGCGCGAUGAACCCUCGAGAGAUCUGGCUGGCGUCGUAUUCAUCGGGCAAGCAUUCCGCUGCAGCUGUCUCGCCUGGCGGGGGCACUACUGGCACUUUGGUGGUGGCCAAGUAUAUUACACCCAAGGAAGACCAAGGCCCGCGGUCAUCAUCAAAUGGCAAUGGUGGUGGAGCUAGGGAUAAGCUCAAAGGAGAGCUGAAGCGUCAGGCCAUCUUUUCGCACCCGCAAGUGGUGGCUUUCAUUGGCGUGGCCUGGUCUCGCGAAACACACUUGGUCGCUGUCACGGAGUACAUGGCUCAAGGCGAUCUCCGACAAUGGCUCCAUCGCACGGCAAGUGGUCAAGCUGGCAAGUGGUCUGUACAGAAAGUACAUAUGCUGCUGGAUGUGAACAGGGCGCUGCUCUACCUGCACUCGAUGCAUCCACGUCUAGUACAUGGGAAUUGUAACUCUCGAAAUGUGCUGUUGGACCAUGCGCUGCGCGCCAAGUUAAGUGACUAUGGCGUCGAUGGCCGUGCCGAUGGCCUCACGGAGCAGGAGCUCAUGUCGUAUAGCGCGGUGGGCUCUGGGCGGUGGAUCUCACCCGAAGCUCUACUGGGCCGCGAAACGAGCUCGUCGUACCCGGACGCCAGCGACGUCUACUCGUUCGGAAUUUUGAUCGCCGAGAUGGACUCACACGAGCUGCCAUUCUCGGAUUUGAUGCAGGCAAACCGUUCGGCCGUCCCCGAGACUGACAUCCUGCAGCUGAUUGCCAAGGGUGCGCUAACGCCGACGCUGUCGCCGGCGUGCCCGAAGAGCAUCGUGAAGCUAGUCAACGCAUGCACCAGCUACAAGCCCAAGUACAGACCCAGCAGCACACAAGUGCAGCAAGACCUGCUGCGCAUCCUGGAUGAUUUCCGGGAGAUCGAGGGCAAAGCGACGGCCACAGUCUCAGUCGGAGCGCAGCGCUCGAACCCGCCGUGGAAUUUUGUAUGA
Messenger RNA from Phytophthora sojae, 2190 nucleotides. RefSeq lists its product as hypothetical. Gene Ontology annotation, biological process: protein phosphorylation. NCBI's taxonomy places the organism in Eukaryota, Oomycota, Peronosporomycetes, Peronosporales, Peronosporaceae. The coding region runs from base 1 to 2190 and encodes 729 amino acids. The transcript has a single exon. The record is from RefSeq and is a predicted model, not a curated record. Gene Ontology annotation, molecular function: protein kinase activity; ATP binding.